Molecule: messenger RNA, 654 nt
Organism: Penicillium argentinense
Lineage: Eukaryota; Fungi; Ascomycota; Eurotiomycetes; Eurotiales; Aspergillaceae
Exons: 4
Coding region: 1-654 (217 amino acids)
Source: RefSeq, a predicted model, not a curated record
AUGGGUGCGCCGGCUGCUGGGCCGGCGAUGGCUGCCGAGCCCGUCGCCUAUCGCUCAUCGUUGAACAUCGUUGGCUGGGGGCUGCAUGGGAUGAUUGGGGGGAACGUCCAGCAUGAAGCGUCCCGACCGCUGGGCGCAGGCUCCGCAAAAGGAAUGCCAUACGAGGAUCUCGCCGCUGUAUGGAAUGUCCUAAGCUCCGCCGAGGAUACACCAGAUGAACACCCAUCCAGCUCGAUGACCAUGACCUUGCAUCGUCCCCGUUCCACAUCUAUGCGAGUUCACGAGAGACAACGGGCGCGUGGUCAACCAACCGAUCUUCUGACCCGUCAAAUUGCACCUACUAGCAGUGGUACUAGACGUGUACUACUACAGUACCCUCUGUAUACCACGCACUGGAUCCACUACUGUUGGGCGGGGCGUCAAGCCGGCUCGGAGAUCUUCUCCAAGGACAGUCGCUCACGAGCACUUAUUCCUGGACUCCGGGACUCUGCCGGAUCACAGGACAUGAACAGCCCAAGUGUUACCAUGCAGCAAGCACGGACAGCUUUCAGCCGCGUCCUCCCCGUUUGGCUAAUGCUCCGGUCUGCUCCUGCCCAGUGCCACGCUAUCGAUCCUCAUUCGGGUCGGCCUGGAGCAGCCGCUGAACCAACGUAA